Messenger RNA from Symbiodinium pilosum, 2580 nucleotides. The record is from the annotation of a GenBank genome assembly. Lineage: Eukaryota; Dinophyceae; Suessiales; Symbiodiniaceae.
AUGGGCCGCUUUGUUGCCCUUUGUCUGAUAGCAUCCGCCACUCCUGCUGUGAGCCUGGACAAUGGGCUUGCUAGAACGCCUCCCAUGGGUUGGAUGACCUGGGAGCGCUUCACAUGUGUUACUGACUGCACGUCGCCCGGGCCAUCCCGCUGCAUCAAUGAACAGUUAAUCAAAGACAUGGCAGAUCGCCUGGCACAGGAUGGCUGGCUGGAAGCAGGCUACAAGCAGGUGAGUAUCGACGACUGCUGGGCGUUGCCCGACCGUGAUGCGAAGGGACAGCAAGUGGCAGACCCUACCAGAUUUCCCUCCGGCAUGGCAGCGCUGGGAAAAUACAUCCAUGAUCGCGGCCUGCAAUUUGGGACCUACAGCGAUAUCGGAUCUAAGACGUGCGGCGGAAAAAUCGGGCUUCAGGGCCACUUCGAUGAUGAUGCGCGUUUGUUUGCGUCAUGGGGAGUGGACUACAUCAAAGUGGAUGGCUGCUACGAAGAAUUAAAGGACAUGCAGAACGACUAUCCGGCCUUUGGCGCAGCUUUGAACAAGACGGGGCGGCCUAUAGUGUACAGCUGCAGCUGGCCAGCUUAUAUGCCCCACCACUGCGAGGGCAGUGAUGCUUGCAUGACAUCGUUGAUGGAACACUGCAACCUUUGGCGAAACUUUGCAGACGUUGCAGACAGCUGGGGCUCAGUGACAGGCAUCAUCAACUUCUGGAAGAGAAAGAACAGCAGUGACGAGAUGGUUCAAGCUGCGGGUCCUGGACACUGGAAUGACCCGGACAUGCUGAUGGUUGGCAACUUCGGUCUGUCACAUUCAGAAGAGCAAACUCAGUUUGCCUUGUGGGCAAUCUUUGCGGCGCCGCUGUUUAUGUCAAAUGAUCUUCGAAUGAUCUCAGCAGAAUCCAAAGAGAUUCUCCAGAACCGGGAGAUCAUCGCUGUAAAUCAGGAUGCUUUGGGCAAACAGGGCUACUGCGUGGCCGGCUGCGAUGGAAACCUGCGAGUUUGGGAUGCAGCUGUGGUGCUUCAAAAUGCUGGCACGUUUGGAGAUGGACUGCCCGGCACAGGGCUCAUGGCUUGGAAGGUUACAGUGAACAUAGCAGGCGUCAUCGGGCGAACUGCUGCUAUGCGAGCGCUGCGCGGAGCCGUUCUGACAGGCCUUGCUAUUGCAAGUGCGGAGGAGAACUACACAACUCCUUACGUCGCUCCAGAUGUUGCUGGACUUCAUUUCGUUGAGACAUUCGAUGGCGAUGUAUGGUCCAGGUGGAAGCACUCCUCUGGUGAGAAGUACAACGGGAAGUUCCUGGUGAACACUCGCACGCCUGAGGCGCUUCUUGGCGAUGUGGCGCUGCAAGUGCCAGAGGCUGCGCGCCACUACGGCGCCGCCGCAAAGUUUGCCCCCAUCGCCGUAAAGUCGCAGGGGUCCUUCGCAGUUCAGUUCGAAGCUAGAUUUGAAGAUGGCCUGUCGUGUGGUGGCUCAUACAUCAAGUUGUUUGACAGUCAAGGCAAAGCUGCAGAUGCCUUUGACUCUGACACUCGUUAUGUCAUCAUGUUUGGGCCAGACAAAUGCGGCGCUACCAACAAAGUGCAUUUCAUUUUCCAGCACAAGAACCCCGUGAGUGGCAAGUGGGAAGAGAAGCACUUGCAAACGCCUGCAAGCGUCCCUAUGGAUCGCCGCACGCACAUGUACGGCCUCUUCAUCCGCUCAGACAAUAGUUUUGAAGUCCAAGUCGAUGGCGAGCAGAAAGCCAGUGGCUCUCUCCUGAAGGACAUGCAGCCGCCGGUCAAUCCGCCCAAGGAAAUUGAUGACCCUGCUGACAGCAAGCCGGCGGACUGGGUUGACGAGGCCAAGAUUGAUGACCCUGAAGCAUCCAAGCCUGAUGAUUGGGAUGAGGAUGCGCCGUUUCAGAUACCGGACCCAUCAGCUUCCAUGCCAUCGGGAUGGUUGGAAGAAGAGCAGCUGAAGAUUCCGGAUCCCAGGUCCCAGAGGCCUUCAGACUGGGAUCAUGAAGAGGAUGGCGAGUGGGAAGCUCCCAUGAUUGACAACCCCAAGUGCACAGUUGGCUGUGGCAAGUGGGAGGCUCCGAAGAUUCACAACCCUGAUUACAAGGGCAAAUGGUAUGCGCCAAAGAUUGACAAUCCGGCAUACGUCGGCGAAUGGAAGCCAAGGCAGAUUGAGAAUCCAGAAUACUUUGUGGAUGAAAGCCCGUACAUGCUGCCCUCCAUCGACUCUGUCGGCAUUGACAUUUGGACUAUGGACAAGGGCAUCAUGUUCGACAACAUUGUCAUCGAUUCCAACCCUGAGAAGGUCAUGGCCUUUGGCCAGGCUACCUUCAAGGUGCGGAGUGAGAUCGAGGCGAAGCAGGACACGUCAGUGAGUGGCCAGAGCAUGAUCAGCAGAGGCUUGGACUGGGUUUUGGACAAUCCAAUCCCUGUCCUGGUGACGGUUCUGGCUGUGCUCAUUGGCAGUGUCGUGUUGUGCUGCCGUGGGGGCGGGGCUGCCCCGCCGCGACCAGCAACCGAAGGCGCAGGCGCAAAUCAAGUUAUUGAUGCCGGUGCCGGUCGUUCGCUCUUCCUGACUUUUUGCUGA